AUGGCACCAGCUAACAAGGGGAUUCUUCCUUUGCUCCUUGCCAACGGCUUUUUGAAUUCUACAUUACCAUCUAUACCAGAGUUCGAUCAACUGCCAUCCUGUACAGGCUUACCGCAAGGAUGCGCAUGGGGGGUUUUUGACGAUUCUGAGGCGAAAGACGUAUACGGCACUCUGAAUUUACUAACAAAAGAUAUCAUACUCAGCGCAAAACAGGAGAUUACUGAAGGCAUCUCUAUCUCUCUAAGCUGGAAAUUAGAUGGAUUCUUAGGCUCCCCAACAAAGCGAAAGAAACUGAACAACACGCUCAUAAAUUUAGCAGACUCCGGUCUUGGCUCAUUUGGCUGGGAUGAGGAAAUAAGCUUUAACACUCAGAUCAGUAGCCACUGGGAUAGCUAUUGUCAUUAUCCACAUCAGGUAACUGGUCUCGCAUAUAAUGGCGCUCUAUGUACACGGGAGCAGCUUGCGGGUAGUGCAGUUAGUUCUAUAGGACCUCCGACUCUCGACCAAUGGCAAUUGAGAGGGGGGGUUGUUGGCCGUGGAGUUCUGCUUGACUAUGUCAGAUUUGUGGAGUCUAAAGGCAUUCGAAUAUCGCCAUUCGAGCACCACAGUAUCACACCACAACUACUUGAAGAGGUUGCGCACUCUCAAGGCACAGAAUUCCAUGCUGGAGAUAUCCUUGUCGUAAGGACAGGAUUUGUUGACGCACUCUCCAAACUGAACAAAGAGGAGCAACUCAAUGCCACAAGGACUGGGGAAAGUAUAGGGCUAGAACCCAGUCGUGAAAUGGCUCGUUGGAUCUGGAAUCAUCAAUUCGCCGCAGUUGCUAGUGACAACCUAGCUGUUGAGGCGCUGACUGCACAUAAUUCUUCUACCCUCCAUCAUUGGUUUCUAACUAUGUUUGGCAUGCCCAUUGGAGAGCUCUGGCAACUCGACAAGCUGUCAGAACAUUGCCACAGAUCCGGAAAAUACACCUUCUUCUUGACCUCAAUUCCUCUCAAUGUUCCUCAUAUGGUUGCCGGCCCUCCAAACGCAUUGGCUAUUCUCUAG
Messenger RNA from Bipolaris oryzae ATCC 44560, 1047 nucleotides. RefSeq lists its product as uncharacterized. The transcript has 3 exons. NCBI's taxonomy places the organism in Eukaryota, Fungi, Ascomycota, Dothideomycetes, Pleosporales, Pleosporaceae. The record is from RefSeq and is a predicted model, not a curated record. The coding region runs from base 1 to 1047 and encodes 348 amino acids. Gene Ontology annotation, molecular function: arylformamidase activity.